Messenger RNA from Pomacea canaliculata, 2723 nucleotides. Its product is annotated as kelch domain-containing protein 8A-like. The record is from RefSeq and is a predicted model, not a curated record. The transcript is spliced from 6 exons. Lineage: Eukaryota; Metazoa; Mollusca; Gastropoda; Architaenioglossa; Ampullariidae. The coding region runs from base 735 to 1760 and encodes 341 amino acids. Gene Ontology annotation, molecular function: protein binding.
GUCAGUGUACUGUGUCCCUCAAGGUCCAUGCCGACCGGUUUUCUACCAGCUGGUGGAUCGGCAUCUUGUUUUACGGAAAUAACUGGAAAAUUCGGUGUUACCCUCAAAAUGUGUUGUCAGACGUUUUGCUGCUCACGGUAAUAUAAUUAUUGUAUUUAAUACUUCCCUUGGAAACUGCACUGGUCCAUUUUCAUUUUUGAUCGGAAACUCCGCUUCGUCAUGACGGAAGCGGCGACCAGGUGACAAGAAUCUACAACAAAUGCUGGACAAGCAAGAAAAGAACGUCAAAGGCAUUGUGAAAGAAGAGUCUGCUCCAACAGAAAAUCCCUGGAGGUAGUUUGUACGGAAAUCUCAUAGAAUGGAUUGGAAGACCAGAUGUGUUGUAUUGAGGACAAAUUAGCGCAUGUGAACACCUUCGAAGCCAGACUAGUCGACAAGCUAGAGUUUCUCCAGGUGAGCAGUCUUCAGGGAACGCACUGCCCGUGCAAAUAGCACACGGUCACCAGCCGGGUGACUGCACGCAGCAUGGCAGCAGCGAGUAAUGGUGUACAAACACGCGGGGAUAGUCCCCUCUGCCUAAUGACUGGUGUGUUACUUCCUCUACAGAUACUAAUGGAGGUGUUUCAAAAAAGUUCACAAGCAAGUCAGGAAAGUGUGAUAAUGUUUCUGGCCACAAGAGUGGACAGUUUACUCAGGUAACGUCACAGUCUGAUUUCAACACCUCACUAGUCGUCAUGGCAACUGCAGGUAGCUUGCUUCAGUGGCAGUCCACAGCGCCCAUGCCUACUAAGCGUGUUUUCGCAACAUCUGUAGUGCAUAAGAACUUCUUGUACAUAAUCGGAGGCUGUGAUGUCUCUGGUGUUCCACUAGACGCAAUGGAGAUGUAUGAUGGCCAUAAAAAGUGGAAACGGCUCAUGUCCAUGCCAACCCGAAGGGCUGGAACUGCUGCUGUGGUUGUGGAGGACAAAAUUAUAUCCAUGGCUGGUGUAGCUGAGUCCCAGGAACCAUUAGAUGCUGUAGAGAUUUUUGAUACCAAUGCCAGGACCUGGUCGGUCGUGGAACCUCUCGGAGAAGCAUUGCUAGGGAUCUCUGCAGUCACCAGAGAUAACAAAAUUCUAGUUGUUGGUGGCAUGGGUCUUGACACAAACCCAAGGGAUACAUUUGUUGAAUUUGAUGUGGCUGACAACAAGUGGCAGAAACUUCCAAGCAUGCCAACAGCACGUUAUGCAGCUUUCACCUUCAUCAUCAAUAACAAGCUGUAUGUGAUAGGAGGACGGCAAGGAAAACUACCUACAGCAGCCUUUGAAGUUUAUGACUUCAGUGAGAAGAAAUGGACAAAGUUACCUGACAUUCCCAGCAAACGAGUCUUUGCUAUGUACACUGCCAGUGACACACAUAUCUUUAGUGUUGGCGGACUAAGACAGCCAGCCACUGAAGGCUUCUCUGAUGCCUGUGAGGUGUUUGACAUAGCUGCAGGAACAUGGAAGCUAGGAGCAUCAAUGCCUACCAAGCGAGCAGAUUUUGCGGUGGGAAUUCUUCAUGAUCGCUUGGUGUGUGCUGGCGGACUGGGCAAUGAAGGCAAACCAUUGGCAAUUGUCGAGUCCUACUGCCCCAGCACAGACAAAUGGCAGCAGGAAAAGCCCAUGCCGUCCACCCAUUGCUCCUGUUCAUAUCUGGUUCAUAAUGGCUGCCUUUAUGUUGCUGGGGGACUCUCAUUACAAGGGGCAAGCAACUGCAUAGAUGUGCUCCAGUUUAAAUGAGUCAUCAGAUUGUGAGAAACACUAAGCAUGUGAUACCUGACACCGGCAUAGAAAGCUGGUUGAAAAUGAUUGAGACUGUAUGUCUAUACCUCCUGGAAACACUGCUGGUGGUAUUGGUCAGGGAGGAACAAAACUAGAUAUUCAAGUAUAUUCAGUUUGAUGCAUCUAACCAGGUAGGAAGAGACAGAGGGGAACCAACACCAGGUGUUGAAACAGCUGAUGAAUGUGGCCCUGUAGAGGCAAACCCAGCACUACCUGACCGACUAGAAACAAACCCAACACUGCCUGGUAAAACGCCGGUAUUUUAACUCCAAUUAGUACUUUAUCAAAACAUUUUAAGAGACCAGAUUGUCACAACAAUUCUGACAACUCAACAUGUAGUAUGUGGCCCAUAGUAAAGCCCUCUGAUGCUUAAAUUCUAAAAAUAUUGCUUUUUAAUUUUUUAUGUUGUCUAAGCUUUCAUUUUCUGCAUCACACUAUCAGUGUUCAUAUAUCUGUCUGCUGAUGAUCAAAUCAUGUGCUUAUAACCUUAAGGAUGUGAACCUGGGCAUAUGUAGAGAACUAGUCAACGUGUGCAUGCUUAUAACCUGAAGGGUGUGAACUAAAGACAGACCUGUGUUAUGUGGCUGCUUUCCUGAUUAUAUGUACAGAACUAAUCACUGUGCAAGAAAUAGUUUGUAUCUUGUAUUUGAUGAUCAAGGCGAGGUUUAGGGGAGAAACAGGGUCAACUCUUGCAUACAUGCUGGGUAUGUUGUCUCAUUCUAGAUUAACUCUGGCGUGAUUGCAAAUUUAUUUUUUUUUUAAAUCCUUCAUUUUAAAAAUCACUUCGUAUGGAACUUUCUUAGAUGGAGAGUUUGGGGAAGUGUGUGUGUGUGGAAGUGGGUAUGGUCUGGAUGACAGGGAGGCAAGGCUUGUCACAACAAUCCUUGCACAGCUGUCAAUCCUUUGUCUCCUUACUGUGAC